This is a messenger RNA of Anolis carolinensis (green anole), 2497 nucleotides long. It is a transcript of the gene m6pr, whose product is annotated as mannose-6-phosphate receptor, cation dependent. Gene Ontology annotation, biological process: protein targeting to lysosome. Lineage: Eukaryota; Metazoa; Chordata; Lepidosauria; Squamata; Anolidae. The transcript has 7 exons. The record is from RefSeq and is a predicted model, not a curated record. Gene Ontology annotation, molecular function: protein domain specific binding. Gene Ontology annotation, cellular component: endosome; Golgi apparatus; trans-Golgi network. The coding region runs from base 171 to 986 and encodes 271 amino acids.
CCCGCUUCCUGUUUCCGGCGCACGGGGCUGUCGGCGCUUCCUUUCGGGUCAGCAUGAGGCGUCACGAGGCCCCGUUGGGCUCCCGCUAACCGGCUUCCUCUCUCGCUCUCCGGGCGGGCUUCCUUCGCAGCCGAGGGGCCACCGGUGGCUGGAACCGCAGUUCUUAUAGAAUGUUCCUGGCCCGUGCCUGCCUCCAUGCUGUGGUGCUUGCCAUCAUAACUGCCUCAACAACUGAUGAGAAUAAAUGUGAUCUAGUUGGGGAGGAAGAUCAUGAAUCCACCAAGGAAAAAGCACUGCUGAAGAGAUUGGAGCCACUUGCCAACAUGAGUUUUCAAACACAGGGCAAAAGUGAAAGUGAUACGUACACCUACACGCUCCGGGUGUGUCGAGAAGUUCCUGGUAGUGCUCCUUAUGCUGGCCUGGUGCAGGAGGACACUGCAAACAACAAAAAAGUAGUGGUGGGGCGAAUCAAUGAGGCCCACCUUGCAAGUGGAAGUAAGUGGAUUAUGCUGAUCUAUAAAGGGGGAGAUCCCUAUAAUAAUCGUUGUGACAAAGAGAAGAGAAAAGCCAUAAUAAUGAUCAACUGUAACCGGAAAACACUAGCAACUGGUUUCACUAUGGUCACAGAAGAGCGGGAGAAGAUCAAUGAGUGUUUCUAUAUCUUUGAAUUAGAGAGCAGUUUGGCCUGUCCUCCAGAAGACUCACAUCUAAGUGUUGGCUCCAUAUUGCUCAUCAUAUUUGUAUCACUGGUUGCAGUGUAUAUCACUGGAGGAUUUCUUUACCAGCGUCUGAUAGUGGGAGCAAAAGGCAUGGAGCAGUUUCCCCAUUUUGCUUUCUGGCAAGAUCUGGGCAACCUAGUGGCAGAUGGCUGUGAUUUUGUGUGCCGGACAAAACCACGAAAUGAACCAGCUGCAUAUCGUGGUGUUGGUGAUGAUCAGCUUGGAGAUGAGUCGGAAGAGCGAGAUGACCAUUUACUACCCAUGUGAUCUCCCUACUUUCUUUGAGCAGUCCUUCGCAUCAGCAGCUGGCACUAAUCCACUUUCCCCCUCAUCUUUCUGUCUUUUCUAGUUGCCCUUUUAAGCUGCUUUCUUUCACCAAGACUGUCCCAUUUUUCCUUUCUGCUGAUGCAAACAGAGGAAGGGGCAGGGCUUAAGAAUGCAAAGGUGUUCUAGUGAGCUUUGGAAUAAGGGGAAUUGUCAGGGCCUUGUGUAGCAAAAGAGACUCAGAUUUUACAUGACCUGUGGACAAAUUAUUAGAUGUCUUAACUGCAGAGAGUGGACCAGCAUAUCUGGUAUGUAAGAGAAGGAUUGGCCUGUAAUGCAGGGAAAUUCGUGCUAGCAAGCAAAUGGAAAGGUUAGAGCUGCUGGUUUUGAGCAUAUUUUCUAUAGACUUUAUUGUAAAGAACGCUGGGGUGUCCCUCCCCCCACCCAGUUAUUUGGUUGUACAUUUUUCACAUCUUGUAACAGUUUUCCUUGCAUUUUCUAAUUUUCCCCUGAUGUGCAGUCGACGUACCAUCUGAACCUCUAUCUGCUUUUCUUAACCAAAGCCUGUAUUAAAUGUACAUUUGAGUUUUGUUUGAUCACUGGAAAAGGAACCUGCCAGUAAUAUGUAUAUUUUGGUAAAAGGUCCAGAAAUGAAUUGAAGCUAAGACAGCCUAUAGCAAAACAGCAUGUGUCUCAGAAACAGUUCCUGUGAUGCCAUUCCAUUCCCCUGAAACACUUUAGUAAUAUAAUGGGUCAUUCAGCUUUAAUUGUGAACGUGAUUGUGGCCAAGUGUGCAAAAUAUCAAAUCCUAAACAGGAGUAGGAUUGAAUGAGACAAAGGCAGGAUGGAUAAAGUCAACUGCCAAAGAAUGUAUGUUGUUUUGAGUUCAUUGCUCCAAGCCUUUGGGACUAUGAAGCAAAUAUAAAGAUAGAGAAGUGAAGCACCAGAUUCCUGCCAGGAUUUUAAUUUUUUUUUUACUUUGAAGGGACUCAAGAAACUUCCACUAUUAUUAUGUGUUUCAGCUAUUACAGCUAUCUGCUCUUAAUGAGGGAUAUCAAAUCCAACCUGUUUCUGUAUUUGCUGUGAAGGUAUGGGAUAUAUUAGUUCUGUUGGACAGGUGGAUAUAGGACAGCUACCUCAUAAAAGAGUAGAGAACUACAGCUCAAAACACAUCCCUUUCUGGUUAAGGUAUAGUAACUUAGUUCAAGUAACACUGGACUCCUGAAUUCACUUGAAUUUGCUAGGAACUGCAGCUCUAUACCUACUUCUAUUUGCUAUCCUGUUAGGAGCUGGUGGUCUUAACUAAGAAUACAUCUCUACAAUUUGUCCUUUCAAAGAGAGAUUCAAAGCUUUUGGUGAGGUGAAAGAGACACAAGUUUUGCAGUCUGAUUAGUUAAAGCUCCUCCCUUAUAGAAAGUGGGUCACUGCAACAGACACUUUUUCACUGUGGUGUUUAAGAGACUUUGUACAAAAACAUAGAACUUUAAAAAUAAAAUGGCUUUGAAAGCCCUAAA